UAGUAUACCACCUUUUUUGUGCACGCUCAUAGUGAUAGCCAUUAAACAUGACCACAAUCCCCCUCCUCAGAAAUAAGUAGUAGGUAGAGAGAGAUGGAUAGUGGGACUGGGUGCUACUCCUUCUUCAAGAUCAUUUUAACUUGUCAAGAAAUGCAAAUUCCUCCAGCGUUUGUUCCGAAAAUACAAAGAGCUUUAGCGCAGGGAUUCGUCCUGAGAGAUCGGUAUGGAAACUUAUGGGAGAUGGGGGUGGCUACAAGUAGUGGAGAUAAGUGGUAUUUUAGGAAGGAGGAUUGGCCACAAUUUUGUGAAGAGAAUUCAUUGGAGAUGGGGGACUUUGUGGUCUUCAACUAUAAGGGUAACAACUUGUUCGAUUUCCUACUCUUUGGAAACGAUGCUUGUGAAAAGAAAGGUGUAGGAGCUCUCAAGUUUAGAGUUAAAGAGGAGGAGGUGGACGACAACCAAGAACAUGAUGAACACGACGAUGAAUAUGUGCAAGAGGAGGAGAGUGGAGAACAUGAUGAUGACGAUGAUGAUUAUGUGGAAGAGGAGGAGAGCGGAGAACAUGAUGAUGACGAUGAUGAUUAUGUGGAAGAGGAGGAGGAAGAUGAGCGAGUUACAAGUAUUUCCAAGAAAGUUAAAAGCAAACUCCAAGUCAAAAUCUUGUUGUGCACUGGAGAAGAACACGAGCGAAGACCGUACAUUUGGUACUGAAAGUAUGCCUAGUAAAAGAAGAUACGAAAAGAAGAACAUUCCAGAUUCUUACGGUGCUGACAUCUUCGAAUCAGGGCUGGCUCUGCGGCCCAGAAAUCCAUUUUUUGUGUCGAGAUCAAGAUUGUCGAGACGGAAGAAUGAGUUGUACAUCCCGAAAGAUGUAAUCACAGACUAUGAUCUGAAGAUCCCAGAGAAGUUGUUGGUGGUGGAUGAACAAGGAAGGAAAUGGGAAACCAAGAUGAAGCAGUGGAAGGAUGGACGGUUGUGGUGCACCAGAGGCUGGAGAAGCCUUUGCAAUGUGAACUGUAUUGGUAAGGACGACACUUGCAUUUGCGAAUUCGUGCAGGAUCAAAUAGGCUGUAAGAACGUCCUCCAUAUACUCGUCCAUGUUUUAGACAAAUGAACGUUUUGAUCUUUAAUCUCGUGUGUGUUUGACAUAAUUGUUGUCCGUAUUUUGAUUGUUAAUUUGUUCGGCGAUGUGAAUUUCUGUGAACUAAGAACACGAUGCAUCUGCCUCCAAUUCUACCACAAUUUUAUUUUCUUAAAGCAUAUAUAUGAUUCAUAAAAUAAUAUUUGGUGUGUGCAAGAGAUAGUACGAGAAUAAUAAUGAGGACAGCUGCUAACUCCAAUCAUUCAUCGCACUCCCAACAAUAACGCUUUUGGAAUUAUACAUAUAGUCUCUGGACCACAA
Sesamum indicum (sesame) is the source of this 1402-nucleotide messenger RNA. RefSeq names its product B3 domain-containing protein REM20. Lineage: Eukaryota; Viridiplantae; Streptophyta; Magnoliopsida; Lamiales; Pedaliaceae. Gene Ontology annotation, molecular function: DNA binding. The record is from RefSeq and is a predicted model, not a curated record.